AUGUCUGAAGCUGCUACCCCAAGAAAGAGAACCUUUAAGACCUACUCCUACAAGGGUGUCGACUUGGAGAAGAUGUUGGAGAUGCCAACUGAGGAGUUCGUCAAGUUAGCCCCAGCCAGAGUCAGAAGAAGAUUCGCUCGUGGUUUGUCCUCUAAGCCAGCUGGCUUGAUGAAGAAGUUGAGAGCUGCUAAGUUGGCUACCGCUGAGAACGAGAAGCCAGCCGUUGUCAGAACCCACUUGAGAAACAUGAUCAUUGUUCCAGAGAUGAUCGGCUCUGUGGUCGGUGUCUACAACGGUAAGGUGUUCAACCAGGUCGAAAUCAAGCCAGAGAUGGUCGGUCACUACUUGGGUGAGUUCUCUAUUACCUACACUCCUGUCAGACACGGUAGAGCUGGUGCCACCACCUCCCGUUUCAUCCCAUUGAGAUAA
Eremothecium gossypii ATCC 10895 is the source of this 429-nucleotide messenger RNA. RefSeq names its product 40S ribosomal protein uS19 (gene RPS15). Lineage: Eukaryota; Fungi; Ascomycota; Saccharomycetes; Saccharomycetales; Saccharomycetaceae. The coding region runs from base 1 to 429 and encodes 142 amino acids. Gene Ontology annotation, molecular function: RNA binding; structural constituent of ribosome. The record is from RefSeq and is marked provisional. The transcript has a single exon. Gene Ontology annotation, cellular component: cytosolic small ribosomal subunit; ribosome. Gene Ontology annotation, biological process: translation; ribosomal small subunit assembly.